CUUUGAAAAUGUCAGUUGGAGAAAUUUUUUAAAUUUUUAUAAAGUGAAAAAUUAUUGAAAAAAGUGGAAAAUAAUUGUGUUCUAUCUGUUUUAAUUAUAUUUAAUGCUUGAUAAUGGAUAGUUCACGUGACGAAUCAUCCUCACAGUUAUCAGAAAAGGACAUUUCACAUAAUCACAAUGAAAGUAAAUCAAAUGUGUCUAUAUUUAAUAAAAUUAAUCAAUUUACGGCUGCUAGAAACGAUUCUACUUGUCAAAUAGCAGCGACAUUAUCGUUCACAAAAACGCCUUCAAUUCUUGACUUUUGCAUCAUCAAGCCUAUCUCACGCGGAGCAUUUGGAAAAGUCUUCUUGGGCUACAAAAAUACCAAACCGGAUCAGUUGUUUGCAAUAAAAGUAAUGAAAAAGUCUGAGAUGAUACAUAAAAAUUUAGUAGCACAAGUAAUAGCUGAACGGAAUGUUCUAGCACUGUCUCAAUCGCCAUUCUGUGUUAAGUUGUUUUAUUCCUUGCAAACAAUUUCAUCAGUUUAUUUAGUCAUGGAAUACAUGGUUGGUGGCGAUAUAAAAUCAUUGUUGGCAGUUUAUGGAUUUUUCGAUGAGUCAUCUGCAAGAUUCUAUUGUGCAGAAGUGCUAUUGGCACUUCAAUAUCUUCAUCAACAUGGAAUAAUUCAUCGUGACAUAAAACCGGAUAAUAUGUUGAUUAGUGGCGAUGGACAUGUUAAACUUACCGAUUUUGGAUUGAGUAAAAUUGAUGUCCGACGGGACUUGGAAAUCUCGGAUUUGAUAAAUACAUCGCCAAACAAUUUGCAAACACGAACACCUGGACAGCUUCUUUCAUUGACGUCUCACCUGUCAUUUGGAUCAUCUGAAAAAAGAUAUAUAGCUUCAAGAAUUGAUAUGAAAAAUGACGAAUUUGAUAAUUCGCAAUCAGAUCCAUCAAAUGACAGUAAAAUAUCAGGUGUAUCGCCAUUUUUCUCAGCAGAAGAUAUCAACAUUUCCAUAUCAUUAACGAAUAAAUUCAGUAAGACAAUUGAAUCAUGUUCAAGCUAUAGUACAGCUGAAGGAUCAAACGCUAGCUCAAAUGUUUACAUUACAGCUUCUUCAAAUGAUAUACGAAUACAGCUUGAUUCCGACAGCGAUAAGGAAAAUUCAAAGAACUUUAAUUUCUCGAUUCCACCAAUCAAGAGUAUCAGCCAGUUGAGAUAUAAUGAAGAUUCUGGAAUAUCAAGUCGCAAAAGUGAUUUUAGUCAAAAUAAUAAUGAAAUUUCCGUAGAUAAUUUCUUAAACUCAAAUAGUUUAGGAUCAGAUUUGUCAAAAAGUAAUUAUAGUGACUCAAGUAAGUUUAAUGAACUUCAUUCACCAAUACGUGCUGGUUUGCGACCAUUUAAACGACCUAGUAUGAAACGAAAACGUACACUUACUGGACGAACUGAUUAUUCAUCAGAUACAGAACCUAUCAAUCCGCAUACAGGUCUUACGCAGGAAAUUGAUUGUAUGGAUAUUGGGAGUAGCACACCAAAAAAACACAAAUCAAAGAAUGAAUCUAUGAAUAAUCAAAUAAAUAAGGUGAAAUCAUCGCCAGACGAAGAAAUUCGUAUCAGUGCUAUUAGUUCCAAUGUGAUUGUAUCAACUCCGGUUUCUAGUCAAAAAGUCAUGCGUACCAAGAAGAAGAAUAUGCUUCGUUUUGCUUUACCUCACUCUUCAAUUGAACAACAGCGAAAAACUGAAAUAUUAGAGUAUGUAAAGAUGUCUGAAGAUCCUGCAAUGUCACCAAUUAAUGCAAAUACAACACGACCAUCAAUUCAAAAUGAAAUCACUCCAAAAAUGCCAAAAACUCCGUUUCGUACUCCAAAAAGUGUUCGUCGUGGGAACAUUGCGCAAUCUGAUGAACGAAUACUUGGAACUCCUGACUAUUUGGCACCAGAAUUAUUAUUGAUGAAAGGACAUGGUUGUGAAGUCGAUUGGUGGGCUUUAGGAGUUUGUCUCUAUGAGUUCAUGACAGGAAUUCCGCCAUUUAAUGAUGAAACGCCGAUUAAAGUGUUUGAGAAUAUUUUACAGCAUAACCUCGAAUUUCCAAUUGAUGAUGAAGCACUGUCAGAUGAAGCCAUGGAAGCCGUUAAUGCAUUACUGACUGCAAAUCCAACAGAACGUCCAGGUGCUGAUGAAUGUAAAAGACUGAAAUUCUUCGAGUCAAUCAACUUUGAUGACAUAAGGAACAUGGAACCUCCAUUUGUGCCAUCAUUAGACGAUCCUCAUGACACUGGAUAUUUUCGUGCUCGUAAUGAGCUACAAGAUCUUCAAUUAUCAAAUUUUGAACUAAGUUAAGCUAUGAUUUUUUUAUUUUACCUUCCUCUCAAACUUUAUUUUGAUAUGUUCAGCAUGUAUUUAAUAUUAUGAAAAGUUAAUAAAGUUAGAUUCCUUGUUUGUUGCAAAAAUAAAUAAAUAAAAACUGUUGAGCUUUCUCAUGACUUUUUAUUAGUAUUGACUUGAAAAAGGAGAAAUGGCAAAUAACGAAAACAUUUUCGUCUUUCCACAAUAAAAUAGCACGUUACGUUAUAUUUGAUUAAUGUAUUCCAACGAAUUAAUACAGAAUAAUAAUUCAUUAUCAUUACUGAUUUGCUGCACUAUGGGGAACAUUUCUUGCCUUAUUUACAACUUAAUUAAACAACUCUAUUAUUACGUUAAGAUUAUUAUGAUAGGGAAAUAAUUAAUUGCGUGCAAUGUGCAAAAAAGUACGUCCAAAAGCAUUUAAAUUUGAAUAGUUUUAAGGCAAUUUUUCAUUAUUUGUGUGGGAUGUACAUACAUUAAAACAAAAAAAAAACUUUAAUUCUUAUGGGGCUGUUCACUUAUUACGUAACGCGAAAAAAUGACUUUUUAGACCCCCCC
Chironomus riparius is the source of this 2882-nucleotide messenger RNA. The record is from the annotation of a GenBank genome assembly. Lineage: Eukaryota; Metazoa; Arthropoda; Insecta; Diptera; Chironomidae.